Linepithema humile (Argentine ant) is the source of this 977-nucleotide messenger RNA. Its product is annotated as selenoprotein K. NCBI's taxonomy places the organism in Eukaryota, Metazoa, Arthropoda, Insecta, Hymenoptera, Formicidae. The record is from RefSeq and is a predicted model, not a curated record.
GUAGUGCACACUUUCUUCUGUAACGCAGUUCUCCAAUCCCAUUGAAUUUCGUGGAACGUUAUCGUUACAUUAUUGUUGAUUAUCAUCAUCCUGUCAUUCGUAUAUGACGUGUGCAUCAUUGUGCAUCGGAACAUAGACAUAAAUUACAUAUCGUAAUCGUACGCAAGACGAUUACCAAAGAUAAAAAAAAAGUUAUGUUAAUGAGCGUGUGAAGUGCUACUUCAACAUGGUUUAUGUUACAGGCGAUGGCAAUGUGGUAAACUCCACUCCAUGGGGAUUGAGGAGAGUUUUUGGGCUCUUUACAGGAGCAUUUUAUAUGAUCAUUAUGUUUUUUCAGACAUUGAUAAGUCCUGGCACAAAUAGAGUAGAAGGUCAAAACUCGAGAGGAGAUUUCCGACCAGGCUCUGGGCCACGUCCUCCACCACGUAGGCUUGGUAGACCAAAUACAGGGAACAAUGUUGACAUUCCAUUUUUCGGUGGUUGUAGCAGUUGUGCAAGAUAAAAAAGUUUUUAAAUCUAUUUAUAAUAUAUACUUAAAUAUAAAGAAAACUUACUUAACCUGAGAUUUACAUUAUAAUAAUUGAAAAGUUUAAGUUUAAGAUGUGAUUUUGUUUCCAAUUCUUGUCCUUUCAUAGAAAAACAGCAAAAAUCUGUCAAAAAUUACUUUUACGAUUUCUUUUUGCUAAAAGAUUUUGUAAAUUUUAUAUAAAUAUAAAAUGUUAUAAUGUCAUUAAGAUCACUUCCAUAGUAAUUCUAGCAUUAUAAAAUCUUAAAUUUUUAAUAUUACAUUCAGAAAUCAAUAAUUUACAAGUAUAAAUCAUUGAUGAAAAUAAUAUAAUCAUACCUUUAUUACGGACAUACCAAAUUAAUUCUAGAUUUACGUAAAAUAUUACAAAUAUAUUACAGAAUGUAUAUUAAUUAAGAAAAAAUCUCGAGUGGUCUUCGCGAUGUUGUAAAUAAAAUAAUAUGACAACCUA